AUGGCUCAGACCGGCUAUGGUCGAAACUCGGCGAGUCAGGGAAGAAGGAAAUUGGGUUUGCUUGGAAGGGAUAAGAAACUGCAGGAAAAGGAUAGAAAAUGGACAAGUUUAAGUAUUUUCUUCCGAACUGUGGAGUUCAUUGAUUUGGAGCUCUCGCGUUUUAUUGCAGCUGUGAAGCUUCAUUGCAAGAUUGAUAAAGUUGCAGGAGUUCUUGAGACUAAUCGUCCAAAGGCAAAGAAUGCUCUUUACCAAGCAACUAUCAACUGUAAUGGAGUUUUUGGCAAUAGAGGUAUACAUAUUAAUAAGCUGGCAAAGAAAACUAUUCAGACAAAGUACGGGGAUACGUAUGAUUGCAUGAACUAUUCUUAUGAUUUGCCGACCAAAAGUCUUCACCCCAAUUUAAACCCAUCUAAUUUUUGGCUAAAUGGUAAAGGUUGUCCAGAUGGUUUGGUUCCCAUUAGGAGAACAACGAAAGAUGAUCUCAAAAGAGCAAAAUUAGCUACAGAGAUACAUGCCUCAAAAUAUAAUCCACUCACUACUGAUAAACAUGGCACUCAUGAUGCUGCUAAUGGAAAUUGGCGUUUAAAAGUUGAUAAUGAUGCAAGAGAACUCGGAUUCUGGCCAAAAAAUAUAUUUACUGCUUUAGGAGAUGGUGCUAAUUACGUUGAAUGGGGAGGAGAGGUGUAUAGUCCUGAUUUGCCUAGUCCUCCCAUGGGCUCUAGGUCUUCCAUAUUAGAAACAACUCGAUAUGAUGCAUAUUGUAGACUCAUUAAAACAUUUAAUGAGACUGAUUAUGCUGUGAAUGCUGUUAGUACAAAAGCAUUUUCAGAUGUCAACCAAUAUCAAGUUAAGGAUGAAGGAGAUAUAGGUGAAGCUUAUUUUCAGCACCUAGUACUAUUUAGGGGUCCGGGUGGUUAUACUGGGUCUUAA
Molecule: messenger RNA, 930 nt
Organism: Quercus robur (English oak)
Lineage: Eukaryota; Viridiplantae; Streptophyta; Magnoliopsida; Fagales; Fagaceae
Exons: 7
Coding region: 1-930 (309 amino acids)
Source: RefSeq, a predicted model, not a curated record